Molecule: messenger RNA, 717 nt
Organism: Rhodotorula graminis WP1
Lineage: Eukaryota; Fungi; Basidiomycota; Microbotryomycetes; Sporidiobolales; Sporidiobolaceae
Exons: 3
Coding region: 1-717 (238 amino acids)
Source: RefSeq, a predicted model, not a curated record
AUGACCCUCCUCUGGCCGACGCACAAGGUCCUGUGCGGGCGCGACCCGACCCUCUUCUACCUCCCGCCGCUCACGCCCGCCGAGCUCGCCACCAUGAACAACGUCAAGGACCGACUAGUCGAGGGCUCGAGCAUCUCGGGUACGUUGGCGCAGUACGCUCGGCGCGAUCCGCACGCGGCGACGGUCGAGGUCUUCCUCAUCCUCAUUGCGCUCGAGCCCGGCUCCAACCGCCUCAUCAAUCUCAACUACCACCUGCACUACCUCGUCCAUGCCUACUUGAGCCUCGAGCAAGCUCGCCUCGACGCAGAAAAAGCCGGCGAUGCCGCCGCCGCCGCCGCAGCGCGCUCGCCGUGGCUCACGUUCGCGCACGGGUACCCUGCCCUGCGCGACGUCUACACUCGAGCUCGUGACAUCUACGAGCGCGACCCGAGUACCUCGGCCGCCGCCGCCGCCGACACGUCGAGCAUCUUCUCGGACCUCAACCUCUUCCUCCGCCGCGACAUCGUCCACGCGACCCUCCUCUUCCAGGCCUCGCGCCCGAGCCCGCGCAUCGACAUGUCGGAGGUCCUCACGCUGCGAGGCCGCAGUGCCGAGCGCAGCCUGCGCGACCUGAGGACGUCGACGCUCCCGCAGGGGGUCCAAGCGGCGCUCAUCGCGCACUACCGGGACGAGCGCGAGAGUGUGCAGAGGAGGCUCGAGGAGAUGAGCGAGGGGUGA